CUUGCUCCUUCGAUAGAUCUCGUCCUCCUGUGCCAUUCGACACUUUCGCAUCUCGGCCUGUAUGCAUACGCACGCGCCAACUGGGGCCUUGUUGCUCCUUGCUACGCAACGCUGCCCGUGGCCACGAUGGGACGACUGACGACCCUCGAGGCCGUGCAGUCGCUGAAUGGCGAGAUGGAUGUGGCCAAAAGUGCUUCUGAGCGGCAGUACAUUCCGACGGCGGAGCAAGUAGACACUGCCUUUGACGACAUUGUGACUUUGCGAUAUUCACAACCGACUCAGCUCGAAGGGAAAUGCGCGGGUCUGACUUUGACGGCAUACGGAGCGGGUCACACACUGGGAGGAGCCAUCUGGAAGCUGAGAAGUCCAUCUUCGGGCACGCUGCUAAUCGCCCUCGACUGGAACCACACAAGAGAAAGGCACAUUGAUGGCACCGCGCUAGUAGCAACAGCAUCUACCCCGUCUUCCAUCCCAGGUGGUCCUUCGGGUGCGGCAGGAGAGGGAGGAGGAGUCAUGGAAGCCGUUCGCAGGCCUGACCUGCUCAUCACCUCCAUCUCCAGAGCAACACACAUCAAUGCUCGACGAAAAGACAGAGAUGCCGCUCUGGUCGAUGUCAUCCACAACACCAUCCGAUCAGGUCGGUCUGUGCUGAUGCCGGUGGACGCCUCGGCUCGUCUCCUCGAGCUCCUAGUGCUUCUCGACCAACACUGGGCCUAUGCAUACCCUACUGCUCGCUUCCCAUUAUGCCUCGUCAGCGCUACUGGACGCGAGGUCAUCGAAAGAGCACGGACAUUGAUGGAGUGGAUGACAAAGCAGUGGGCGACCAAGGGCAAAGAAGGAGAUGAUAACACCGACGAUCGAGCCAACAAGGGCCGCAAGGCGGGUGGCAGCGGUGGUCGAGGAGGCCAGGCAGCACAUCAAGCACCUUCGUCACCCCUCGAUUUCAAAUAUCUUCGCGUCUUCUCAUCGAUGAAGGCCAUGGAUGAUGUCUUGGCCCAGUCGGACGCGAAAUUGGUGCUGGCGUGGCCGCCCAGCAUGGCCUAUGGCCCCUCUCGCAAGCUCUUUGCCCGGAUGGCCUCCAGCGAGCGCGACGUGGUCCUUUUGACCUCGAUGGGCGAGCCAGGUACCCUAACGAGGUGGCUCUGGAAUCAUUGGGAGGGCGGUCAAGACCAAGGGGACAAGUGGGGACGAGGGAAAGUCGGCAAGCCCAUUGAUGUGCGAGAUGAAGUCGAGGUCGAAAUCAAGAGCAAAGUCUUUUUGGAAGGUGACGAGCUCCAGGCUCACCUCGAUGCUCAGCGAAUUGCCAAAGAGAAAGCGGAGCAGCAACGUGCUUUGCUGGCUAGAAGUCAUCGGCGACUGGAGGCCGACGAGGAGGACGUCGACUCGGACGAUUCAGACUCGGAAGGCGAGUCGAUUGACGAUGGAGAAGGAGGCGGUGACGGGCAACAGAAGGUGCUGAGCUCUUCAAAGAUGCUUAAUGGAGACGUCAUGGGAGGAGCAGGGGAUGGUGAAGGCGGAGCAGGUGGCGAUGAGCUCUCCUUCGACAUUUACCUCAAAGGAAAUGCCCAGAGGGCGACGUCCUUCUUCGGCUCUUCGGGCGCAUCAGGAGGUCUUCAGCGCUUCAGGAUGUUUCCCUUGGUCGAGAAGAGAAAACGCGUCGAUGCAUAUGGCGAGACACUCGACGUCGGACGAUGGCUCUCACGGAGACGCGAGCUCGAGGCUGAAGCCAAAAUCAACGGAGACGGUGCCAAUUUGAAUCCCGAAGCGGCGGCGGCAGCGGCCAAGCGUCGCAAGAUGCAAGAGGACAAGGAGGCCCGCGAACGAAGGGAGCAGGAAGAGAAGCCGAGCAAGUUUGUCAGUGAGACGCGCACGAUUCACGUCUCGUGCAAGGUUUCUUUCGUCGAUAUGGACGGGCUUGGAGAUGGGCGUGCGCUCAAGGAGCUCCUGCCCCGGCUCCAUCCUCGCCGGCUCGUUCUUGUUGGCGGCGACCAAAACGAGCGGCUAGAGAUGACCAAGUCGAUGCAGGGCAUGACCAAGGAUCUCUUUGCGCCGAUCCAGGGCGAACGCGUGCAGAUUGGAGAGUUCACGGCCAGCUUCACGGUGCAUCUGGGCGAGGGCCUCCUCGCUGGCCUCGACCUCAGCUCCUUCGACGACUACCAGAUCGCAAGACUCAAGGCGAGGGUGCGGUACGGGGUAGAGAGCAACGUGCCGACGCUCGAGCUGGACGCUUCGUCGAACUCGGCGGUCGAGACGGCGGAAAAUGAACAUGAGGAGGAAGCCUCGUCGUCUGCAAAUGGCGCCGAUGCGACGGGAUCCGAAGCGACAAAGACGCUCUUCAUUGGCGACUUGCGCCUGUCUUCUUUGAAGGCGGCCCUCGCCAGGACGCACCGAAUGCCGUCGGAGUUUGCAGGAGAGGGAACGCUCGUGUGUGGAGCCGACGCCUUUGGCGGCAGCAGCUCCAAGCAGGCCCAAGACAGCGGUGAAGGAGGGGCCGUUAGAGUACAAAAGAGUGGCGAGGGUCAAAUCAUUAUUGAAGGAAACGUCGGCAAGGGCUUCUACAAGGUCAGAAAUGCCGUCUACGACCUUCACGCCAAGGUCGACGGUUAG
Molecule: messenger RNA, 2607 nt
Organism: Acaromyces ingoldii
Lineage: Eukaryota; Fungi; Basidiomycota; Exobasidiomycetes; Exobasidiales; Cryptobasidiaceae
Exons: 2
Biological process (GO): mRNA 3'-end processing by stem-loop binding and cleavage
Cellular component (GO): mRNA cleavage and polyadenylation specificity factor complex
Molecular function (GO): RNA binding
Source: RefSeq, a predicted model, not a curated record